Molecule: messenger RNA, 1871 nt
Organism: Cercospora beticola
Lineage: Eukaryota; Fungi; Ascomycota; Dothideomycetes; Mycosphaerellales; Mycosphaerellaceae
Gene: CDC123
Product: cell proliferation protein CDC123
Cellular component (GO): cytoplasm
Source: RefSeq, a predicted model, not a curated record
CACUUCGACAGCAACAUCCACCAUGCCGCACAGCAUCAGCGAGUCGCAAGGCGACGGCGACGAAACUCCUACCAGGCUGCCCUUUCCGCCAGUCACCAAGAAGCACAUCCUCAACUGCUCAUACCAUUCCUGGCACCCGAAAUAUCGCACUCUCACACCAAAGACGCGCCUUGUGCCCCUCACAAGACCUUUCGUCGACUACCUACGCGCCGAUGGAAUCGUUCUACCAGAAGACGACGACCCACCAGCUCAGAUGACCUCAGACACCGAUAGCGCCUAUGUUUCCGCCUCCGAUAAUCCCGAUGCCAACGACGAUGACGAGGACGAAGAUCCUUCGGCUCAGUGGCGAGAGGUACACCGCGCGAUUCGAGCAACGAUUGAAGAGUUGGGCGGGGCUGUCAUGCCAAAGUUAAAUUGGUCUGCACCCAAAGACGCAACCUACAUGAACGCCAACACAAUGAAGUGUCACAAGCCAAGUGACAUUUACCUCCUUCUCAAGAGUUCGGAUUUCAUUACACAUGACCUAGAGCACGCCUAUGAUGACUGUGUGGAUGCUUCAGAAGGGGAACAACUGAGUGAGGACGACAUCCCAUACCACCUCGUCCUCCGCAAGGCGAACCCACAUUGGAACCCAUCCGUCGAGUUUCGCUGUUUCGUCAGAGACAGAAAGCUGCUGUGCAUCUCACAGCGGGACAUGAAUUACUACCAAUUUCUUCACAAGAUGCAGGACAAGAUUCAGUCGUUGAUCAGGGAAUUCUUCGAAAUCCGACUUCAAAACACAUUCGAGGACGAUAGCUUCGUGUUCGACGUCUACAUCCCACAAACUUACGAUCGCGUCUGGCUAGUUGACAUCAAUCCGUGGGCUUCAAGAACAGAUCCGCUGCUGUACAGUUGGCAAGAGCUGCUUGAGAUGGACGCGCCACUUGAGGAGCCCGAGGAUGAACUUCUGCAAGGCGGCUUUGUCCGACUUUCCAUCGAUCCAGCGAAGCGACAGCAAAUGAUGGAUAUCCUUGCCAAACAGGAGGCCGAGAUGCAGGCAAGUGAAUCAGUCGAGCACGCCGAGGACAGCGAGGACGAAGACUCGGCCGAGGAAGACCUCUACCUCCCGGAGUUGCGUCUCGUACACCCAGAAGAUCCAGAAGCCGCGAUGUUCUCCAGUACCCAGUACAGCGCACACAAGAUGCCGAAAGACGUUGUCGAUGCCAGCCAGUCAGGUAAUGGUCUGGCAGAUUUUGCGAAGGAAUGGGAGAAGAUUUUGGCUGAUCGUCAGCGCGCUGAUGCUGCGUAUGACAGUGGUGACGAUGCUACUUGAACGAAUUGACGAAGUUACGAUAUCAUGGUAAGAAGACCCCUAGUUCCCUUUUUCUCUCUAGCGUUCGGCAUUGCAAGGCGAAAGCAUCAGGGCGGCGGCGGCAGAGGUUUCAGAGUUUGAAGUGGGCAAUACAUAGCUGGAGGCGACUCAAAGGGUUGGAAUCGCACGAUGUCGCUCGACCCACGACCAAGAACAGGCUGAGGCAUACGCAUAUUGGUGGCACAUUGGCAAGAGCUCUGCGUCUCAGCUCUUACAGCAAAUUGGAAGGGAGACGUGAUGGCUCAGUAGAGCAAUGCAGCAGGCCGCGGAGCCAAGGCAGGCGCAAUAUGGCAAAAGCUCUAAUGAAUGAACGCAGUCCAUUCGAGCGCUGUCAUCUUCUCUCGUCCUCCCUGACGGCGCUACCCCUAGACUUUGGACCUCUGUUCGGUCCUCUCGAAGCACCUAUGGUCGUAUCACCUCACUUCGCUUGACCGACGUUGACACUAGCAGGCGCGUCCUGCAUCUCGAAUGCACGCGCAGCAUAACGCGCAUCGCCAAGCAAACCAAACAGAAUGAACGC